Messenger RNA from Pseudogymnoascus destructans, 1480 nucleotides. RefSeq lists its product as uncharacterized. The coding region runs from base 467 to 925 and encodes 152 amino acids. NCBI's taxonomy places the organism in Eukaryota, Fungi, Ascomycota, Leotiomycetes, Thelebolales, Thelebolaceae. The record is from RefSeq and is a predicted model, not a curated record. The transcript has 2 exons.
GGCUCCCUCGCGCAUCCUGUACGCCGUACGCAGAUGUACAGCACGUUAAAUGCCUCUUGACAACAUCACCAAUGUCCCCGUCACCUCGGUCUGAUGUAGUCCCGGCGCAGUCUCACAUUUGAGCAUCCGCACGCGGCCCAACUCCCACAUGCUCACUCUCAAAACACUCACCGUCUUUUCUCCAUAGGCCCCGGAACAAUAUGCCGCCCCGCCCCCUGCCUGCUCCGACUCCCGCUCCGCCACGCAUAUGGGGGAUACUCCACAGUAGCUCAGGUCAUCUACCACCCCGUUGGGCAUGUAUUACCAAAUUACAAGACGUGCGGUGUGCGCCAUAACCAUGCCGGCUUGCAGCUACUCCUAUGCCAGAGUCGACGGGGUUAGUGGAAUAAGCCUACAUUGUCCGGGCUGGACUCGCUCAUGUUCUGGCCGUUACUAGGGUUUCACACUCCGCUUCAUCCCCGGGCCUAUGCCAUCUCAGACCUCUCAGUUUGUCAAACCACAAAAGAGAGAUAUUGACCAGCUCAACGGACGUCUGAUGAUCAAAACCCAUCGGAAUUGUAACUCGAGACGCGGUAAGCUGCUCGGCGGCUUCCGCUGUUUGCUUUGCCCAAUGUGUGGUGCUGUGGCCCUUGACUCUUCCUGUGGCCGCUCUCGCACCACGUAUCUCAUAUUUCCUGAGAGCACACAGUUGACCGACGACCAUGGCCAGGAACAUGGAUUUCGGGCCGUACCGUUGGCAUUGGCGCUUGAGACGAAAGCAGCUCGGGUCCCCCCAGGAGUCCACGGGCGUCUACCUAACUUAUCUCCCUCACCGCCCCCCUCCCUUCCAGGCAAGCCAAGUGAUGCAGGACAAAUAGGCGGGAACGGGUAUGAGGAGACGUGUUCUAUUCCCGAGGUGAUAGGCGAGGUUUGGUUUGGAAACUAACAGAGUGUUCAUUCUCUCGUUGUCGUCGGCGUUGUCUCGCCCGAGUUUCGACCGAGGUCGUUGUGGGAGCACCGACUCCAACGAUAUUUGGAGACAGACAGACGACAGGACCGGUGAGAUGGAGGGCUGGGACGACUGUUCGGUGACGACACCGGUCCCCAUAUAUAUAGCUAUGUGCGACCAGUUAAUGGACCUGUAUAAGCGUACGACCACGUGGUGGAGAAGCUGCAACAGCCCCAAUGGAGACGGCAGGUGCAUUGAUGGGCGCCAGCUCCAUUCUGAUGCUAGAAGCUGAUCACCAUGAAACAGCUAACUAUCCCAAGGCUCGUGCGAGCUCAGCCUUGUAUGUGACGUGAUCAUGUCCGUUUUUGGAGUAUAUCACGAUCAGAAACCAGCCAUCCUUAUAACGUCUCUUAACUCUUAAUUAUUCUUGAGCUAGAAUUGAGGCUUUUCGAUUGAUAUGGUCUUUCGUUAUGUAAUACUUUGAAAAUGCUCUCUGGGUUUUAUUUAAUUCAUAUGGUUGGUCGAACACAUGUUUUUAUAUUUCCGGUAACU